Molecule: messenger RNA, 1293 nt
Organism: Melanotaenia boesemani (Boeseman's rainbowfish)
Lineage: Eukaryota; Metazoa; Chordata; Actinopteri; Atheriniformes; Melanotaeniidae
Product: gastrula zinc finger protein XlCGF8.2DB-like
Exons: 4
Coding region: 1-612 (203 amino acids)
Biological process (GO): regulation of transcription by RNA polymerase II
Cellular component (GO): nucleus
Molecular function (GO): DNA-binding transcription factor activity, RNA polymerase II-specific; RNA polymerase II transcription regulatory region sequence-specific DNA binding
Source: RefSeq, a predicted model, not a curated record
AUGCGAAUCCACACAGGAGACAAACCAUUCAGCUGUGAUGAGUGUGGACGAAGAUUUAGUCGCAAGACGAGCUUAAACCAACACAUGAGAAUCCACACAGGACAGAGACCGUUUCCUUGUGAGGUUUGUGUUUCAAAACGUUUUCUUUCAGUUUCAGACUUAAACCAACACAUGAGAAUCCACACAGGAGACAAACCAUUCAGCUGUGAUGAAUGUGGACAAAGAUUUAGUCACAAGUCAAACUUAAACAAACACACAAGAAUCCACACAGGAGACAAACCAUUCAGCUGUGAUGAAUGUGGACAAAGAUUUAGUCAAAAGACAAACUUAAACCAACACAUGAGAAUCCACACAGGAGACAAACCAUUCAGCUGUGAUGAAUGUGGACAAAGAUUUAGUCGCAAGACACACUUAAACCAACACAUGAGAAUCCACACAGGAGACAAACCAUUCAGCUGUGAUGAAUGUGGACAAAGAUUUAGUCGCAAGACAAGCUUAGACCAACACAUGAGAAUCCACACAGGACAGAGACCGUUUCCUUGUGAGGUUUGUGGUGAAUUAUUUAGGUGGCGUCUCUCUUUAAAAGGACACAUGCGUGUCCACGCAAAAUAGAAAUGACGCAAGUGCAGAAUUUUGCUACUAAUCUGUAAACAAUGUUGUUUAUAGUGUAAAUAUGAGCUGGUUAGAGGAACUUCAAGGGGGUAUUCUAGAAAACUCACACUAGAAAGAGUCACUCAAAGAAGUCUGAUUUAAACCAGCUUCAUCUCCCCAUUAGCCCUGGAUAUGUUCCCAGAUACAUAUCAGCUUAAUUUAAUCGUAACACAUUCAGGACAGACUUGAACAAAGGUCUCUCAUACUGUUUCUCCAGGAAAGUGUUGAUCUCUCUCUGUACUUCUUUUUGGGAGUUUCCCGUUUCGACCUGUCAUCCAUUCUUUCAGACGAGAAUUUAAUCAGCUUGUCCAUUAGUGGGGUUGUACACUCUUAGGUACCUCACAUUUUGAUUAGAUUAUGAUUCAGAAUGCUUUAAUUUGAUUAUUAAACGAUUGCCAGGAUUUUAAAUGCCUUUUUUCCAUUUAGUUUGUUUUUUCUUUAUUGCUCACUCCGUGGGUACUGCAUACUUUUAAAUUCCUAUACCUAUGGUGUGCUAUUUUAACUAUGUACUUUAAACAGUCAACACAGGCUGCUUCUCCUUCUCUAAUCAUCUACAGAAGUCGAGGACACUGUAAAUUUUAUUGAUGAAUUUUCUGAAUUAUUGUCGAAUAUCUCUACUGAUUUUAACCAUUUCAUCUUAAC